Vicia faba (fava bean) is the source of this 2559-nucleotide messenger RNA. The record is from the annotation of a GenBank genome assembly. Lineage: Eukaryota; Viridiplantae; Streptophyta; Magnoliopsida; Fabales; Fabaceae.
AUGAAGCUUUCAACGUCAGGCUUGGGUCAUCAGGGACAUGAAGGAGGAGGAGGGGAGAAGAAGUGUCUGAAUUCUGAGCUAUGGCAUGCAUGUGCGGGGCCCUUAGUGUCCCUACCAACUGCAGGAACUCGUGUGGUUUACUUCCCUCAGGGUCAUAGUGAGCAGGUAUCUGCCACAACGAACCGUGAAAUCGAUGGGCACAUACCGAAUUACCCGAGCUUGCCACCUCAGUUGGUUUGCCAGCUUCAUAAUGUCACUAUGCAUGCAGAUGUUGAAACAGAUGAAGUAUAUGCUCAAAUGACACUACAGCCGUUGACUCCGGAGGAGCAAAAGGAUACAUUUCUUCCUAUGGAAUUGGGAAUUCCAAGUAAGCAGCCCUCUAACUAUUUUUGCAAGACUUUAACCGCCAGUGACACCAGCACGCAUGGAGGAUUCUCUGUUCCUCGUCGUGCAGCUGAGAAAGUUUUUCCUCCGCUGGAUUUCUCACAGCAACCACCAGCACAAGAACUAAUUGCUAGGGAUCUCCAUGACGUAGAAUGGAAGUUUCGACACAUUUUUCGAGGUCAGCCAAAACGACACCUUCUUACAACAGGCUGGAGCAUAUUUGUUAGUGCCAAGAGACUGGUUGCUGGAGAUUCUGUGCUUUUCAUAUGGAAUGAGAAGAAUCAGCUUCUUUUGGGAAUUCGUCGAGCCAAUAGACCACAAACUGUAAUGCCAUCAUCAGUUUUGUCCAGCGACAGUAUGCACAUUGGACUUCUGGCAGCCGCUGCUCAUGCUGCAGCAACUAAUAGCUGUUUUACUGUCUUCUAUAAUCCAAGGGCUAGUCCGUCUGAGUUUGUCAUACCACUUUCGAAAUAUAUCAAAGCUGUGUACCAUACACGUAUUUCUGUUGGUAUGCGCUUUAGGAUGCUUUUCGAGACUGAAGAAUCAAGUGUCCGCAGGUACAUGGGUACAAUAACUGGGAUAAGUGAUCUGGAUGCGGUUCGGUGGCCGAGUUCUCAUUGGCGUUCUGUUAAGGUCGGUUGGGAUGAAUCAACAGCAGGAGAGAGACAGCCACGGGUUUCAUUAUGGGAAAUCGAGCCUUUAACAACAUUCCCAAUGUAUCCAUCAUUGUUUCCCCUCAGAUUGAAACGACCGUGGCAUCCUGGCACCUCUUCUUUGCUUGAUGGAAGAGAUGAUGUGGCAAAUGGUCUGAUGUGGAUGAGAGGUGGACCUGCAGACCAAGGUCUCAAUUCUCUUAAUUUUCAAGGUGCUGGUGGCAUGUUACCAUGGAUGCAGCAGAGACUAGAUCCAACUUUACUCGGAAACGAUCAUAAUCAACAAUAUCAAGCCAUGUUGGCGGCAGCUGGAAUGCAGAAUAUGGGUAGUGGAUAUCUCAUGAGGCCACAAAUGAUGAAUUUUCAACAACAGCCUAUCCAGUACCUUCAGUCUGGAAACAAUAAUUCGCCUUUGCAACUUCAACAACCACACGCAAUUCCACAAUCAGUGUCCUCUAAUAUGAUGCAACCACAAGGCCAAGUGCUUACUGAAAACCUGUCUCAGCACCUCCUUCAGAAAACAAAUAACAAUCAAGAAGUCCAAGGUCAACAGCAGCAACAUGGUUAUCAAGAUACACUUCUUAUUCAAAAUGAUCAACUCCAUCAGCGACAACAACAACAGUCCAAUGCGCCAUCACCAUCGUAUACAAAACAAGAUUUCCUGGAUUCAAACUUGAAGUUUCCUGCUUCGGCUUCCUCCGGACAAAACAUGCUUGGUUCGCUUUGCAAUGAAGGAACUGGCAAUCUCUUGAAUCUAUCAAGUCUAUCCAGAAGCGGUCAGUCGUUGAUGACCGAACAGUUACCCCAACAAUCAUGGACUCAGAAGUAUGGGAAUAUGCAGGUCAACGCGUUUAGCAACACAAUGUCGCAUGCACAAUUUUCUGGAAAAGAUUUGGCAGUGGUGCCACAUUGUGAUUCAGAUACUCAAAACCAUACUCUCUCGGGUGUCAAUAUCGAUUCAUCUGGCCUUCUACUCCCCACCACUGUCCAAGGUUACACCACUUCGUCCGCUGACACUGGUGCGUCAACGAUGCAGUUAGGGGAGUCGGGAUUUCAGAGUUCUCUAUACGCCUGCAUGCAAGAUUCAUCUUCAUUUUUGCAAAAUGCAGAGCAAAGCGACCCACAAAACCAGAACCCAACAUUUGUGAAGGUUUACAAAUCGGGUUCGGUUGGUCGUUCACUUGACAUCUCUCGGUUCAACAGCUAUCGUGAGCUGCGAGAGGAGUUGGGUCAGAUGUUUGGAAUUGAGGGGAAGUUAGAAGACCCUCUUAGAUCAGGCUGGCAGCUUGUGUUCGUCGACCGGGAGAAUGAUGUGCUUCUCCUUGGCGACGAUCCGUGGGAAUCAUUCGUGAAUAACGUUUGGUAUAUCGAAAUACUUUCACCGGAAGAUAUUCAGAAGAAGAUGGGAGAGGAAGCGGUAGAAACGCUUGCGCUAGGUUCAGGACAGAGGCUCAACGGCACUGGUGAAUCUCACCACGUGGUUUCUGGACAACCACCAUCAAUUGGCUCACUUGAAUACUGA